Colletotrichum navitas is the source of this 1139-nucleotide messenger RNA. RefSeq lists its product as uncharacterized. NCBI's taxonomy places the organism in Eukaryota, Fungi, Ascomycota, Sordariomycetes, Glomerellales, Glomerellaceae. The coding region runs from base 241 to 996 and encodes 251 amino acids. The transcript has a single exon. The record is from RefSeq and is a predicted model, not a curated record.
CUACUCUCCUCUCCUGAAAGGCGAUUCCAGUGUAUCCAACCUGUUUUCUCCCUUCAUCCUUCUUGGUAUGAACGUCUAACCGUCUUCAUUCGAAUUUCGGGGUUCGACCCGCCACCUCACAAGCUGGAUUACGAUGCUAACAGGGCAUAGCAUACGAAGACACUCGGCUCUUGGGAACCAUUACGGCAGCUCCCUGCUAGCUACAAGACACCCAGUUGCGACUAGCUUGUUGUCAUCACGAUGCAACUGUUUGGUUUUGUCCCGCUAGUUACAGCUUUAAUCUUGCUCGCGCUGGGAGCCGAAGGGGCCCAAAAGUCACCAUACAAUGCAUGGACGCAUCACAGAAACGCAAUGGAGUGGUGGAUCCUGUGGCCCAAAACUGACGACAGGGGACUGAAACUCAUGACGCUCCCCGCAUGCAUUCGAGACUGCAUCACUCCGGAGAACUCCUGGGUCAAUAUCCGCGGCGCAAAUGUGUCGGUACAUACCGUCACCCGGCGGGUGUUCUGUGACCCAAGACUCGGUCUUGUCAAGAAGUACUUUGUCAGGCAAAUCGGAAGAUGUACCUUGGAGAGCUGCAGAUUUGAGCACUCACUGUGGCGCCUGAGGAAGCACUACGAUGUAUGGCUUCAGGGUCUCUGCGUGCCUCCCGGCAUCAGACGGCCAAAAAGCGUUUGGAGGUUGGAGACCGAUACCGUCCUAAAACCCAUGAUUGACCCUUCCUUCAACAACACAGACGUCCUUACCGAUAAUGACGCCGACGGAGAUUUCGAUUGGGAAGCUUACGAUGAUUACGGUUGGGACGCCUACAAGUAUGUCGACUGGAGUGCCUACGGGGAUGUUGGUUGGGAUGUCGACGAGGAUCACGAUUGGGGUGACUAUGAGGAGUUCGAUCAGGAAGCCAUAACCCCCAACAAGACCGCCCUUGGAAGAGAGUGGAGCAACACAGUCUACGCCGGCAAACGUCGCCCAGGAAGGGUUGACGGAAAGAGUUGAGACGGGUAGUGUGACCGAAACCAUGUACAUGGACAACAUCGUCUUCCAUGCGUGACGGGGAGAGAAGUAACAAGCCAGCAGAGCACCCUGCGGUAUGUAGAACCAAGGCCAAACGACAAUGUCAUUUCUCCUCAGUAAUACCG